AGGAGGAAGGAGAAGAGAUGGCCACCAUGGGGCCCUGGAGUCGGGUCAGGGUCGCUAAAUGCCAGAUGCUGGUCACCAGCUUCUUUGUCUUGCUCCUGGGCUUGUCCGUGGCCACCUUGGCGGCUCUCACCUACUUCGGGGCCCACUUUGCUGUCAUCGGCCGCGCAUCCUCAGACAGGACCCCCUACGAGGCCAUGCACCGCUGGGCUUUCUACACCACCAGCAGCCUGGCUGGGCUCCUGGCCCUGGGUGCCGUCCUGGGUGCUGUAGCCACUGUGAGAGAGGCCGGGGGCCUCAUGGCCGGGGGCUUCCUGUGUUUUGCCCUGGUGUUCGGUGCCCUGGCACAGGUGGUCUUCUGGGGAUUCCACAACCCCACCCAGGUGGAGGACGCGGUGCUGGACGUCUACGACCUGGCGUAUGAGUGGGCAGCGCGGAACUUGUCCGGAGCCCCACGGCAGCAGCUGGUAGCCAUUCAGGACACGUUCCUGUGCUGCGGCAAGAGCUCCCCUUUCGGCCUCCUGGGGGACGUGGAGGCCAGUCUGUGCCGGGGACAGCAGGCAGCCAGACAGGACUGCCUGCAGGAGAUCAGGAGCUUCCUGACGAUGCACAGAAACGUCGCCUGCGCCCUGACCGGCACCGGCCUCGCCCUCACGGUGUACGCGAUGCUGCUCAGCUCCUUUCUCUGGUUCGCCAUUCGCUCCGGCGGCGGCUUGGAUCGCAAGUGCAAAUACACCCUGAGCCAGAGAGUACCCGGCUGCCAGGCCGCAGAGCCCAGCUUCUUCAGACACUCCCAGGACAGCCCCCAGCUACAGCCCCCGACUGAAGCAGAUGUUGUCCACGGCUGCCCGGGUGCAAGAGGACCCUCGGGGGCCCUCAGCUGCUCCAGGAUGACCGGCACCCUUUGAACCGACUGUCCCGCCACCUGUGGGCCCACAGAGCCUCUGUCGGCCCAGACGUGAGCCUUACAAGGACGUUGUGAGGUGUUUCCUGCCACAUGGCGGAGGGACGGGGGUGGAGACGGGAGGAGGCCAGCCCAGAGCAGCAGGCUCUGUUUCAGUGGACGGAGGGGUCAGGGUCCCUCGUAGACCCUGUGGGGACAGGCUCGGAAGUGGUCAGAACAGAGAAGCCACAGGGCAGGCAGGAACGGACCCUCUGCCAGGUCUCACAAGGUCAGAGCCCAGGGCUGGGCCGGGCAGGGCUCCCCGCACGCUGCAGUCUCUGGGGAGCACACCGUCCAGGCUCAGCCGGGCUUUUGGCAGAACACGGGUCCAUGCAGCUGUGGGACCGAGGGCCCCCUACCUCACGGCCGUCAGCGGGGAUGGCCCUCUGCUCCGCAAGACCACGUCCUUUGUACGAGA
Molecule: messenger RNA, 1358 nt
Organism: Mustela lutreola (European mink)
Lineage: Eukaryota; Metazoa; Chordata; Mammalia; Carnivora; Mustelidae
Gene: TSPAN32
Product: tetraspanin 32
Exons: 9
Coding region: 18-905 (295 amino acids)
Cellular component (GO): membrane
Source: RefSeq, a predicted model, not a curated record